AGACAUUUUUCACCACCCAAACCGGUACACAUGGUACUAGUUAAACGGAAACAAAACCCCCAAAAUUUCGGAUUAUAUUAGGCGGGAAAUUCAGAAAACGAAUCCAUCGAACGAGAUUGAAGAUGGAAGGCAGUGAGAGCGAGGCGAUUUUCGAUUCAUACAACCUGAACCCGCAGCUGUUCAUCAACGCUGCACUAAACAUCGUUGACGAAUUGAUCGAUAGCGCCUUCGGUUAUCUUCACCAAGAGGCGUCAACUCAACUCAAGGUCGAAGGUUCAGAUAGAGCCGAAGAACUAACCAAGGGUUUGGAUUAUAUCGGAAAUAUGAUCCGAUCAGCUCUGGACAAGCGGUUGACUAUGUGGGAGAAGUACUGCUUCCUUCGUGUUUUUGUGGUUCCAGAAGGAUUUUCACUUCCAAAAGAUGAUGAAGCAUCUGAUGGUGAUGCAAUGGAUAUUGAAGCUGUUGGUAACUCUGAUCUUGAUGCACAGUUGGAUUCCUUGAGAACAAAACUUAUGUUGGCUGAACGGGAGUCUGCUAAAUUGAAGAGAGAGAUACAGGCAUUGGAAAAACAGUCUGUUAUUAGUAACCACCAAGCAGCUUCAGUCAAUGAAUUAAUGAAGUUGUCUGAGCAAAUUUCUGAGGAUGAGGCAUUCAAAGAGUUGCAAAAUCUUGCAACAGAAUUACGUGCAAAAACCGAGAAGCUAAAGACAAAAGGAGCUGACAACGUUCUGCGUGCUAGGUUGGAGAGAUUUCGUUAUGGAGAUUUGUUGAAGAUUAUUGAUGGAAAUGGCCUCUCCAAUGCAAAGUCUGAAGAAAUUGAAGGGUUUCUUGUAGGUAUGAAACUGCUGUGAACUUCAGUUGCUCAAUGGGUUUGGUUGUGAAGAUUUUCAAGCCCAUUAUAUCCUAGUAAUUAGUAAGUAGUAAGAAUUCCCCUUCUUGUUUUAUAUAUGUAUAAACCCAAUCCAAGAUAUGCAAAUGAAUUUCCUGCUGUUUCACUAAGUUCAGAGAUAUGGUCUCUGGAUAUAGUUAGUAAUGGCAUGGGGUUGAUGAUUUAUGUAGUAGUUUAACUAAAAA
Helianthus annuus (common sunflower) is the source of this 1074-nucleotide messenger RNA. RefSeq names its product protein MIS12 homolog. The record is from RefSeq and is a predicted model, not a curated record. The transcript is spliced from 7 exons. Gene Ontology annotation, cellular component: nucleus; chromosome, centromeric region. NCBI's taxonomy places the organism in Eukaryota, Viridiplantae, Streptophyta, Magnoliopsida, Asterales, Asteraceae. Gene Ontology annotation, biological process: mitotic cell cycle; kinetochore assembly; mitotic sister chromatid segregation. Bases 123 to 851 code for a protein of 242 amino acids.